AUGUGGUCAUUUUUUUCGCGUGAUCCCACUAAAGAUUUUCCUUACGAAGUCCUAGACCCCGUUCGUGGUUUGGACGAUAGAAGUGUUUGGACACUCCACAAAGGAAAGAAAAGAGGCACUCAAGAUGAGGUGUCAAUAUUUUUGUUUGAUGUUGGCAAAAACUCGGAAACAUUAUUUGAUAUCGCUAAAGCCUCCUUAAAGAAACUAAAGACUAUGAGACACCCAAGCCUUUUACAUUAUUUAGAUAGCUGUGAAACUGAAAAAUUUUUAUAUGUAGCCACAGAAUAUGUAGAACCACUAGCUACACAUAUAGAAAAUAUGAAACUUGAGGGUCAACAGCGAGACUUAUUCUUAGCCUGGGGUAUAUUCCAAAUAACUAGAGCUUUAUCAUUUUUUAAUAAUGAUGGUAAUAUGAAACACAAUAAUGUGUGUUUAUAUUCCGUGUUUGUAACACUUGCCGGAGAGUGGAAACUUGGUGGAUUUGAAUUUCUUGCAGCUCACGGUCAAGAUUCAACUAAUCCUAUACCAAUUAAGAUAUUACCAGCCUUAGAAAUAUAUGAUCCGCCUGAAAAGAAAGAUACAACUAAAUUAAAAUCUGUUACAAAGUGUUCCUCAGAUAUGUGGGGUCUUGGUUGUCUGAUUUGGGAAGCUUUUAAUGGACCAUUAAAAACCCAGCCAGCAUUGAAAACUGUUGACUUGAUACCAAAGCAGCUGUGUACAUUAUACUGUGAACUAGUCAGUGCUAACCCAGCCUCAAGGCCAAACCCAGCUGAUAUUAUAACAAGAUGUAGAAAAAUGGGUGGCUAUUUUAAGAAUGAUCUGAUAGACACAAUGUUGUUUCUAGAAGAGAUACAAAUCAAGGAUAAAGUUGAGAAGGCAAAGUUUUUCUCUACAUUAAGUUCAUAUCUUGACAACUUCCCAGAGGCUGUGUGUAUUCAUAAGAUACUUCCACAACUACUCACAGCAUUCCAUUAUGGUGACGCCGGAUCAGCUGUAUUGGCUCCUAUGUUUAAGUUGGGGAAACUUCUCCAAGACGCGGAAUACCAGAAGCAAAUAGUUCCGUGUGUGGUGAAACUGUUCGCAUCCAACGACCGCACCACGCGUUCCCGACUGCUGCAACAGUUAGACCAGUUCAUCAUGCAUCUUCAUAACGCUACAGUAAAUGACCAAAUUUUUCCACAAGUGGUGCACGGUUUUCUGGACACGAAUGCCAUUAUAAGGGAACAAACUGUCAAAUCUAUCGUCCAUUUAGCGCCUAAGCUGAACUAUAAUAACAUUAACGUUGAAGUACUGCGACACUUCGCUAGACUGCAAUCUAAGGAUGAUCAGGGUGGAAUAAGGACGAACACAACGGUAUGUCUCGGCAAGAUAGCGACUCACCUCCACCCUCAGAUCCGUCAGAAGGUCCUGGUAUCAGCUUUUGUUCGCGCCACACGUGAUUCCUUCCCGCCCGCUCGUCAGGCCGGAGUCCUAGCGCUAGCCGCCACACAACAAUACUUCCUGCUAGCUGAAGUCGCCAGCCGUAUACUACCCGCACUCUGCCCACUCACAGCUGACCCGGAGAAACAGGUUCGGGACGCGGCGUUUAGGACUAUAAAAGGAUUCCUUGGGAAAUUAGAAAAAGUGUCCGAAGAUCCGAGCUUAAAAGAAGGAAUGGAGGCGGACGUGAACACAGCUACACCUUCUUUAAGCAACGCAGCGGCCACGUGGGCGGGCUGGGCUGUAACAGCUGUUACUGCUAAGUUCUACCGCUCACAUUCAGACACAGCGAGGGUACAACACGCGCCUAAAUCUGUAUUAUCUAAACCUGGCUCUUUGGAACAACCUUCAUCGAGCAGUAUGUCGACGACUACGUCGUCGGUGACAUCGAUGACGUCACUCGAACACAGCGAGUCAGCCUCGGACUAUGACCCCGAGCAUUGGGACAUGACCGCCUGGGGAGAAAUAGACUCGAGCGCUGCAACGACGGGUGCUAGUGCGAAGUCACCAGGCAGCAGUGGUAGCGCUCAACAGCCAGCGCUUACAGCGCUUUGUGAAGAUGACUGGGAUAAUGAUGAGUGGGGCACGCUACAGGAACAACCGACAGCGGAAGCGGAACUGGUUAGUCCAUCGGAGACUUGGAACAACAGCUCAUGGGUAGAGCCGAUGAAUAACGCUAACGCGACUUACGUUAGAGGGUCGAGGUUGGAGCAUCGACCGGCGCAUCAGAACAGUGGGGACUCACUGGCCGGCUGGGAGGACGGAGAGUUUGAACCCAUUGAGGAGAACGCUGACGAAAACAAUGCAUCCAAAAUGGACGAAUUAAGACGUAAACGCGAAGAAAGAAAACUUCAGCGUCAACGUGAAAUGGAAGCCAGGAGAAGUGCGAGGGGCCAAGGACCAAUGAAAUUAGGCACAAAGAUAACAACACCACCGCCGCCAUUUUAA
Messenger RNA from Danaus chrysippus (African queen), 2427 nucleotides. The record is from the annotation of a GenBank genome assembly. Lineage: Eukaryota; Metazoa; Arthropoda; Insecta; Lepidoptera; Nymphalidae.